Messenger RNA from Manis javanica (Malayan pangolin), 3614 nucleotides. It is a transcript of the gene ECE2, whose product is annotated as endothelin converting enzyme 2. Gene Ontology annotation, biological process: protein processing. Gene Ontology annotation, cellular component: plasma membrane. Gene Ontology annotation, molecular function: S-adenosylmethionine-dependent methyltransferase activity; metalloendopeptidase activity. The record is from RefSeq and is a predicted model, not a curated record. NCBI's taxonomy places the organism in Eukaryota, Metazoa, Chordata, Mammalia, Pholidota, Manidae.
GCAUAGGGGCAUAAAGCCCCAAAGGUGUAGGCACUCGGCCCUGACAGCGCGGUCGUUGCAAUCAUGGCUUCUCCGGGUACCCUGGUACCCCAGCCGGAGUUACCAAAGCAGAACUGCGGGUACCGUGAGGUCCAGUACUGGGACCAACGCUACCUGGACGCGGCUGACUCUGACCCCUACGAAUGGUUCGGCGACUUCUCCUCCUUCCGUGCCCUCCUAGAGCCGGAGCUGCGGCCCGAGGAUCGUAUCCUGGUGCUAGGCUGUGGGAACAGUGCCCUGAGCUACGAGCUGUUCCUUGGGGGCUUCCCUGAUGUGACCAGUGUGGACUACUCAUCAGUAGUGGUGGCUGCCAUGAGAACUCGCUAUGCCCACGUGCCCAAGCUGCGCUGGGAGACCAUGGAUGUGCGGGCACUGGACUUCCCCAGUGGCUCCUUCAAUGUGGUACUUGAGAAGGGCACACUGGAUGCUCUUUUGGCUGGAGAACAAGAUCCCUGGACCGUGUCUUCUGAAGGUAUCCACACUGUGAACCAGGUGCUGAGUGAGAUGGUGGAGUACAAACGGGCCACGCUGCGGGAUGAAGACGCGCCUGAGACCCCCGUAGAGGGCGGGGCCUCCCCGGACGCCGUGGAGGUGGGAUUCCAGAAGAGAAAAAGACAGUUUUUGGGCUCGCACACCCAGAUGGAGCUGGUCUUGGCAGGUGUCUCUCUACUGCUGGCUGCAUUGCUUCUAGGCUGCUUUGUGGCUCUGGGGGUUCAGUACCACAGAGACCCAUCCCACAGUACCUGCCUCACAGAGGCCUGCAUUCGAGUGGCUGGAAAAAUCCUGGAGUCCCUGGACCGUGGAGUGAGCCCCUGUGAGGAUUUUUACCAGUUCUCCUGUGGAGGCUGGAUUCGGAGGAACCCCCUGCCUGAUGGGCGUUCUCGCUGGAACACCUUCAACAGCCUCUGGGACCAGAACCAGGCUGUACUGAAGCACCUGCUUGAAAACACCACUUUCAACUCCAGCAGUGAAGCUGAGCGGAAGACACAGCGCUUCUACCUCUCCUGCCUGCAGGUGGAACGCAUUGAGGAGCUGGGAGCCCAGCCCCUACGAGACCUCAUUGACAAGAUCGGUGGUUGGAACAUUACCGGACCCUGGGACCAGGACAACUUCAUGGAGGUGCUGAAGGCAGUAGCAGGGACCUACAGGGCCACUCCCUUCUUCACUGUCUACAUCAGUGCUGACUCUAAAAGUUCCAAUAGCAAUGUUAUCCAGGUGGACCAGUCUGGGCUCUUUCUACCCUCUCGAGAUUACUACCUAAACAGGACUGCCAAUGAGAAAGUACUUAACGCCUACCUGGACUACAUGGAGGAGCUAGGGGUGCUGCUGGGUGGACAGCCAGCCUCCACACGUGAGCAGAUGCAGCAGGUGCUAGAGCUGGAGAUACAACUGGCCAACAUCACAGUGCCCCAGGACCAGCGGCGGGAUGAGGAGAAGAUCUAUCACAAAAUGAGCAUCUCAGAGCUGCAGGCCCUGGCACCCUCUAUGGACUGGCUGGAGUUCCUGUCUUUCUCGUUGUCACCAUUGGAGCUGCGUGACUCUGAGCCUGUGGUGGUGUAUGGGACAGAUUACUUGCAGCAGGUGUCCGAGCUCAUCAGCCACACGGCGCCAAGCAUCCUGAACAAUUACCUGAUCUGGAACCUGGUGCAGAAGACAACCUCAAGCCUGGACCACCGCUUUGAGUCUGCACAAGAGAAGCUGCUGGAGACACUCUAUGGCACCAAGAAGUCCUGCAUACCAAGGUGGCAGACCUGCAUCUCCAGCACAGAUGAUGCCCUUGGCUUCGCUUUGGGUGCCCUCUUUGUGAAGGCCACAUUUGACCGGCAAAGCAAGCAAAUUGCAGAGGGGAUGAUCAGCGAGAUCAGGACUGCCUUUGAGGAGGCCCUGGGACAGCUGGUUUGGAUGGAUGAGAAGACCCGCCGGGCAGCCAAGGAGAAAGCAGACUCCAUCUAUGAUAUGAUUGGUUUCCCGGACUUCAUCUUGGAGCCCAAAGAGCUGGAUGAUGUUUAUGAUGGGUAUGAAGUCUCUGAAGAUUCCUUCUUCCAGAACAUGUUGAAUUUGUACAACUUCUCUGCUAAGGUGAUGGCUGACCAGCUACGCAAGCCUCCCAGCCGGGACCAGUGGAGCAUGACCCCCCAGACAGUGAAUGCCUACUACCUUCCAACCAAGAAUGAAAUCGUCUUCCCUGCUGGCAUCCUGCAGGCCCCCUUCUACACCCGCAACCACCCCAAGGCCCUGAACUUUGGUGGCAUUGGCGUGGUGAUGGGCCACGAGUUGACACACGCCUUUGAUGACCAAGGGCGAGAAUAUGACAAGGAAGGAAACCUGCGGCCUUGGUGGCAGAAUGAGUCCCUGGCAGCCUUCCAGAAUCACACAGCCUGCAUGGAAGAGCAGUACAGCCAGUACCAGGUCAACGGGGAGAGGCUCAACGGCCGCCAGACACUGGGGGAGAACAUUGCUGACAACGGGGGGCUCAAGGCUGCCUACAAUGCUUACAAAACAUGGCUGAGAAAGCAUGGGGAGGAGCAGCAGCUGCCAGCCGUGGGGCUCACCAAUCAUCAGCUCUUCUUUGUGGGAUUUGCCCAGGUGUGGUGCUCAGUCCGCACACCCGAGAGCUCUCAUGAGGGGCUGGUCACCGACCCCCACAGCCCCGCCCGGUUCCGCGUGCUGGGCACCCUCUCCAACUCCCGGGACUUCCUGAGGCACUUCGGCUGCCCUGUUGGCUCCCCCAUGAACCCAGGGCAGCUGUGUGAGGUUUGGUAGACCUGGAUCAGGGGAAAGUGGCUGGCUGUUUCCAGCCCUUGGGGCAGCUCACCCAGCAAGGCUCUUUGCUCCAAGGUUUGGAGAGGGCACAUGCCAGCUGGGCUGGGUCCAGCCCCUCUACACCACAGGUGACAUAAGUCCCAAUCGUCCUUCCUCAACCACCACAUUGUGCCUCUGCUUUGGGGGUGCCCCUGCCUCCAGCAGAGCCCCCACCAUUCACUGUGACAUCCUGUUGUGUCACCCUGCCUGGAGGCAGCCUGGGUGGGGGCACCCACUCCUACAGGAAGGAGUCUUCCUCUUGUCCCAAGCUCACUCAGCUUGGUGGCCACGGGGCCUGCUGUGCCUGAUGCACUCUGACCAUGCGGGACCUGGGUGAUGUGCCUCCCACGCUUCUCCCUGAGGCUCACUCGGUGCCCACUUGAGAGUGGACUCAGCUCCUCUCAGCCCCUUCCUCAGGGGCUUGUCCCCCACCCUGUCUCCUUGUGCUGCUGCUUCCAAUACUCCUGUCAACCCUCAUGCCAGGCCUACUGUGCUUGCUCUUAGUGGAGGCCUGAAGGCUUUUACAAGCCUUCCUGCUGCCUCCUGGUUUCCUGGGCUCAGAGGAAAAGUGUGUAUGUUAGGGGAUACUAGUUCCUGUGUUUGAGGUACAAGUCUUAGGGGGUAACUGAUUGUCACUGGGCUAAACAGGAAGGCAGAUGGAGCAGGGAGAGGGAAGGACAGAGUUUAUUUUUACAGGGAAGAGGGUGGGGAGGGAGUGGUCUUGGCCCUAUAGGAUCCUGUGCCAAUAAAUAGACACGCAUUAGCCAGCCUGA